UAAAUGUUGGUGGGAGGGUCUCACCUCCGCGAUGCAGAUUUAGCAGACGACCUACCUUUCUUCUCAAAUCCUCCAGAGACCUGUGAAAGUCUCUCACUCAUUUUUUUUUCUGUCAAAUUAAAUAAAGCUGGAAUCGCAGCCCUAGAAACGAUGGGAUUCGAUCGGACCGUCUAGAAUGAAUCCCUCGCUGUCUUCUUCUUCUUCUUCUCCUCCGUCUUCUACUUCGGCUUCCGCCGGUUCCUGGUUCUCCGGCGUUGUCCGGGGCCGGUCCGACCGGGCCGGGUCCGUUAAGAUGGGCUCCGACUCUGGUUCCGGUGGUUCCGGUGACUUUUCCGGCCCCGUCGUGCGGAAGAAUCAGUUCCGAGGGGCGCUCUUCAAGUACGGCCCCAAACCAAUUCAGGUUGCAUUUAAAACAGGUGAUUAUAGACAGCAAGUCAUCUUUAUUGGUGGAUUGACUGAUGGCUUUCUGGCAACAGAAUACUUGGAACCUCUUGCAAUUGCUUUGGACAAGGAGAAAUGGUCACUUGUUCAACUACUCAUGUCAUCUUCAUACAAUGGAUAUGGCACUUCCAGCUUGAAACAAGAUGCGAUGGAACUUGAUCAGCUGAUUAGUUAUUUUAUAAACAAAGAAGAUUCUGAGGGUGUUGUACUGAUUGGCCAUAGUACUGGCUGCCAGGACAUUGUACAUUAUAUACGCACAAAUGCUGCAUGCUCUAGAGCGGUUCGUGCUGCCAUUCUACAGCAUAACACCAAUCAAAUUGUUCAGGCUCCAGUCAGUGAUCGGGAAUACAGAGCAACUCUUCCUGAAACAGCUGCUAUGAUUGACUUGGCUUCAACCAUGAUAAAUGAAGGUCGCGGAUCUCAAUUAAUGCCAAGUGAAGCAGAUUUAGCCCCAAUAACUGCCUAUCGGUAUCACUCACUUUGUGCAUACAACGGGGAUGAUGACAUGUUUAGUUCUGACCUUACUGAUGACCAGCUGAGAUUGAAACUUGGGCACAUGACUAACACACCUUGCCAGGUUAUUUAUUCCAUGGCUGAUGAGUAUGUGCCAGACUAUGUUGACAAGAAAGCAUUGGUUCAAAGAUUGUGCAAAGCAAUGGGUGGUGCAGAAAAGGUUGAAAUUGAACAUGGAAAUCACUCCCUUUCUAACAGAGUUCAUGAAGCUGUCGAUGCGAUGAUUGAUUUUGUUAAGAGAGACGGACCUAAAGGGUGGGAUGAUCCAUGGAAUUAGUGUGGUGCGUUAUGGUCGUAUUUUCAAUUCUAAGUUCUUUCUUUUCAUUCCAUUCUUAUUUAUUUCCUCUUUGGUUUCUUAGUCCUUUCAUUUUCUCGUCUUUUUUAUACUAGAGGUCAAGUAAAUUGUAAUCUUAUAUUGCUCAUGUUGUUGAAAAGAGAGAACAUCCUUGUUUUGCCCGGCUCUGGCAGUUUCGAAUUGAACUCAUGUGAAUAGCUUAACCAUUUAUUCCUAUAAGAAAAUGUGAUCAUGUUAUCAUCUUA
Messenger RNA from Rosa chinensis, 1494 nucleotides. RefSeq names its product UPF0613 protein PB24D3.06c. Lineage: Eukaryota; Viridiplantae; Streptophyta; Magnoliopsida; Rosales; Rosaceae. The transcript has 9 exons. The record is from RefSeq and is a predicted model, not a curated record. Bases 176 to 1231 code for a protein of 351 amino acids.